Penaeus vannamei (Pacific white shrimp) is the source of this 528-nucleotide messenger RNA. The record is from RefSeq and is a predicted model, not a curated record. NCBI's taxonomy places the organism in Eukaryota, Metazoa, Arthropoda, Malacostraca, Decapoda, Penaeidae.
AGCCUCCCCCGCCGACUGGUCCCAGCUGUGUGUGAUCCUCCUGCCCAUCCUGGUGGUGUUCGGACUCGUGGCCACCCUCGCCGUGCACUUCUGGCGCCGCUACCACCGCGACAAGUACGACAUCAACGCCUACAGACCGGACGAGAGAGAGAAGCUCCGCCCCGUCAAAACAGCUGACGACACCCAGACCGUACGGCACGUGUGAAGCGUACGGCGAGCGGAGUAAAAAAGAGAAAAAAAGGUGGAAAGGCGUCGCGGAAUUUAUGAAUGGAUGGAGGAGUGUUUUUUUAUGAAUGAGUAGAGGCGUUUGUGAAUGAGGAAUCUUGUGAAUGGGUGGAGGGAUUGAUGAAUGGGUGGAGGUCGUGAUGGAUAAUUUUUUUUCCUUCGUGAGUCUUGUGUGUGUGAGAGAAAGAGAAAGAGGAGAUGGAACUAUAAAAAUAGAUAAUGAGAAAAGAGAAGAGAAAGGGACGGUGUGUCUCGGUGGCGGAACGAGGCAAGGUAGAAGCGUGAAGAUAAUAAAUUUAGAGA